Engraulis encrasicolus (European anchovy) is the source of this 1873-nucleotide messenger RNA. RefSeq names its product tripartite motif-containing protein 16-like. The record is from RefSeq and is a predicted model, not a curated record. The transcript is spliced from 8 exons. The coding region runs from base 59 to 1804 and encodes 581 amino acids. Gene Ontology annotation, molecular function: zinc ion binding; protein binding. NCBI's taxonomy places the organism in Eukaryota, Metazoa, Chordata, Actinopteri, Clupeiformes, Engraulidae.
UGAUGAGCUGUUGUUGACGUUCACCUCUCGCAAAAUACUUUAGAACAUUUCUGAAGCGAUGGCAAGUAACCAGGACAUUUUCAUGUGUCCUAUUUGUUUGGAUCUUCUGAAGCAUCCUGUGACUCUCAACUGUGGACACAAUUUCUGUUUGGAUUGUAUUGGGGCUUGUUGGGAUAAGGAAGAAGUGAAGGGCGUUUACAGCUGUCCCCAGUGCAGAGAGACUUUCACUCCGAGACCCGUUUUAAAGAAGAAUCAUGUUUUCUCCGAGCUUGUAGAUCAAAUGAGGAAGAGCAGAAUACAAACUGCAGCUGCUGUUGAAUGUGCUGCUGGACCUGGAGAUGUGGCCUGUGACGUUUGCACCGGGAGAAAACUCAAAGCUGUCAAGUCCUGUCUGGAGUGUUUGGUAUCCUACUGUGACACUCAUUUGAAAGUUCAUGAUGAAGUUAACCCAGGCAGGAGUCACACCAUUGUCGAUGCCACGGGCCAACUACAGGAGAGGAUCUGUCCCCAUCAUAAGAAGGUUUUUGAAAUCUUCUGUCGCACCGACCAGAGUUGCAUUUGCUAUCUAUGUACGGUGGACGAUCAUAAAGGCCACGACACGGUCACGGCUAUGGCAGAGUGGAGUCAUAAAAAGGAUGGUUUGGGGAAGAACCAGACAAGAUGCCAGCAGAUCAUGCAGUUGAAGGAGAAGGAGCUGCAGGAGCUGAGGAAGGCUGUGGAGACUUCCAGUGCACAGACAGCAGUGAAGGAAAAUGAGAGGAUGUUUGCUGAGAUGAUCCGCUCCAUUGAGAGAAGGUGCUCUGAGGUGACAGAGCUGAUCAGAGCUCAGGAGAAGGCUGAGGUGAGUCGAGCUGAAGGACUCCUGAAGCGUUUGGAGCAGGAGAUUGCUGAGCUGAAGAGGACAGAGGCUGAGAUGAAGCAGCUUUCACAGACACAGGAUCCCAUCCAUUUCCUCAAGAACAUUGUGUCCAUCACCGGGAGACCUUACAGCACAAUUUCAACCAGCGUGACCUUCAGCCAAAACUUCUCCUUGGAGCCCCUGAAGAAAUCUGUGUCUGCACUGAAGAUGCAGCUGGAGGAGAAAUUAGAGUCAGUCUUCAAGCAGGAAAUAGUCAAGAUAUCUGCAGCAGCAGUUACAAAUGUCCAGAUCAUCCAGAGCAUACAAUAUCCUGAUCCUGAACUCCCAGUCAGAAGAGCACACAGUAAGGAUCUCCUGCCACCAAGCAUGUCUGAUGACCAGGCUCUUAUCGCUGAACCAGUGACCAGAGAGGACUUCUUACAGUAUUCCUGUCGCUUCACUCUGGAUCCAAACACAGCACACAGAACCCUCCAUCUGUCUGAGGGGAACAGGAGGGUGGCGAGGAGAGAUGAGGCCCCCCAGUCAUAUCCUGAUCAUCCAGACAGAUUUGAAGAGCAGUGCCAGGUGCUGUGUAGAGAGGGUGUGUCGGCACGCUGCUACUGGGAGGUUGAGAGGAGUGGAGCGGUUGGUAUAGCAGUGUCAUAUAAAAGCAUCAGCAGGAAAGGAGAGCGUGUUCAGUGUUUGUUUGGAUAUAAUGAUCAGUCCUGGAGUCUGUACCUCUUCAGCUCAUACUCCAAUUUCUGGCACAAUUAUAAACCCACUAAACUCCCUCUAGUGGCCAGCUCCAGAAUAGGAGUGUAUGUGGAUCACAGGGCAGGAAAUCUGGCCUUCUACAGCAUCUCUGGAGACACAAUGACCCUCCUGCACAGAGUCCACACCACAUUCACACACACUCUCUACCCUGGGUUUAAUAUACAUCCUCGAUCGUCAGUGAGGCUGUUGUGAGGCCCCUACAGGCAAGUGCUGCUACUGUGGGGCCUCUGCUUUCCGCAAAACACACGCACACAAACACAC